Molecule: messenger RNA, 1494 nt
Organism: Nematocida major
Lineage: Eukaryota; Fungi; Microsporidia
Exons: 1
Coding region: 1-1494 (497 amino acids)
Source: RefSeq, a predicted model, not a curated record
AUGGCAGAAAGUCCUAUAGAAAUCCAAGCUGGAUGCAUAAAGAUACAAAUAGACGUAGAGCAGCUGUUGGAUGCAUACAAGUUGUUUGCUCACGCUCAAACGGAAAUGGGCUCAUUUCUACAAGAACACGGGGAAUACAACGUGUUCUCGCACAUUCUUAACAACAGCAUGUCGAUAUGCGACCAAGAAAACGCUGAAAAUACGCCUAGGAAAAAAUUGGCUACUAUCAUGGUAAAAGGGUACAUUUUGCAUUUGAUAGUAGAAAACCCGAACAGAUGCGAGUAUGUGCACCAGUUUUGCAGCGCAAUUACGCGCGGCCUGAUAGGGGAAGAGGCUGGAGACUCUGGAAGCAGCAAAAAACAAGAGAGAAAGGACGCCAUUAAAGCAGCCUUGAGCGUGGACAAAACAGUUCCUGGGAAAACUUUGGGGAAACAAAUAGAGCAGGGUAUGGCCUGCUUCGUUAAGGACUUUGACGAAUUAGCCUCCGCAUCCCGGGCAAAUGCGUUGAAAUACGUUUAUUUUGUUCAAAAAUAUGUGGAGUUGUAUGAAUUCUACAUUCUGCUGGAUCGGUCAUCUUGGCUGUUGGACUUGGUGAUCAACAUGCGCGCAUUAGAGGAGGAGGCUGCAGGGCGUGCUCUAACCGGAUCUUUUUUCUCAAUAGAUGGCAUUUAUUGUCUGCUAAAUCAGGAGCCCUUAAGUCUGCGAGAAAUUGCAAGGGUUCUAGGAGGCUUGGAAUCGGCCUUGCUAAGGGGAGAGAGCAUAGAACAGCAGGUGCAAAGCCUGUCACCAGAAAACAUAGAUCUUAUUAUAGGCAUUCGGUGCAGCUUAAGCAACAUAUUAUGCGAGAGAAAGAUUUUCUUCAGCACAAUAUGCCUGUAUGACCGGUUUGACACUUUGGGCCAACCCCCACGCAGCAUAAAAAUAUGCAGGCUCCUGAAAAAUACACGGCAUUUAUUUAGCAGGACCGUCAAUCUGAACCUUGCAUAUUCCUUUUUUGACUACACGACGGACAUAAUCCAGUUGUGUAAGAUCAUAUGCAAUGAUCUGGAAAAGAAGCUGGAAAAAGUUGAAGCCCAGAUUUCCAAGCUGAGUUUUAAAAGGCUGCAGACACCGGACCCUGUAAACGAGACGAUUCUAGAGUUCAACAAAGAAAAUCGGGCUGAAAUACAAAAGGCUAUUAAUAAACGAAUCAAUGGGCGCUACAAGGCAGAUGCCGAGUUGGCGUUACUAUGUGCGCAGUUUGAAAACAUUUCAAAGUAUCUCGGGUUGAUGAAAGAUUAUCUGGAGUUAUCCCCUGAGCAGAAGAAAUAUCUGACAUAUAAUACAAAACAAUAUGCAGCGAUUCUUGCGGCGAGAGUACAUACUGAAGAGCUCCUUCAAAACCAGCAUACGGAGAUGUUUUGUUACAUAGCAGUCGCCGUGUAUGUAUUUUUCGUGCUUUUUCCAACAUUUGCGACUUGGUUCUCAAGCAUGGGAAAAAAAGCUCUGCAAUAA